This is a messenger RNA of Rhipicephalus sanguineus (brown dog tick), 5643 nucleotides long. Its product is annotated as gamma-soluble NSF attachment protein. The coding region runs from base 174 to 1190 and encodes 338 amino acids. The transcript is spliced from 10 exons. The record is from RefSeq and is a predicted model, not a curated record. Gene Ontology annotation, molecular function: soluble NSF attachment protein activity; syntaxin binding. Gene Ontology annotation, biological process: intracellular protein transport. NCBI's taxonomy places the organism in Eukaryota, Metazoa, Arthropoda, Arachnida, Ixodida, Ixodidae. Gene Ontology annotation, cellular component: vacuolar membrane; SNARE complex.
UAAUUCUGGCUUAGUAUUAUAGUAUGGCGCAACGGCGGCUUGUGUAAACGUAGUUACUUUGUGUCAUGCGGCUGGCUCCUGUUGCUGCAGCCGACGGGUGGUUUCAAUCUGUAUUGAUGUAGUCGCUGGCCGUGUUAAUUGUGUCCGGCCCCUAUUUCCAAUUAUUGAUUGUAAUGGGUACACCGGUAAAUUCUUCGGCAAGCCGCAAGGUUGCUGAGGGUACGGAGGCACUGCGACAAGCUGAGAAAUGUUUAAAAACGGGCUUGCUGAAAUGGAAGCCAGAUUUUGAUAACGCUGCAAACGAGUACAGCAAAGCAGCGACGUGCUUUAAAGCGGCGAAGGCCUUGGAUCAGUGCAAAGACGCCCAUCUCCGCUCAGCUGACUGCUACCUCAAGAAUGGAUCAUUCUUCGCCAGCGGCAAGCAGUUGGAACAAGCAGCAUUGGUCAGCAGGGAUAUGGGUAACCUGCAGGCUGCAGCUGAGCUCAUUGACAGGGCAUCUCGUUUGUAUAUCGACUCAAGAAGUCCCGACACAGCUGCAUUAGUUUUGGAGCGAGGGGCAAAAAUUGUUGAAGGGAAGUUUCCUGAAAUUGCUGUGGAGUUCUUCAACAGAGCAGCCGAAAUAGUUUCAGUUGAAGAUCGCCCAAGGCAAUCAGCAGAAUUCUGUGGCCAUGCAGUUCGUCUCCUGCUGAAGCUCGCUAGGUGGGACGAGGCAGCGGAAGCUGUGUCUCGACAGAAGCAGUUGUUGACAGAAGCACAGGAUGACCGGGCUGUUGGGCGGCUGGUGGUGGCACUAGUGCUUGUGCACUUGGCAAGAGAUGACUUUGUAGCAGCCAGUAAGGCUGUUGACCAUGAUGAAGGGUUUCUUGAAGCACAAGAACAGGACACUCUGUCAUGCUUACUGAAGGGAUAUGACGAAGGAGACCCAGAUAUGGUUACCCGUGCUCUAAAUGCACCAUUCCUUCGGCACAUGGAUACAGAGUAUGCCAAGUUGGCCAGAAUGCUUGGGCAGCAAGUAGCCGAGUCUGCCAAAAAGACAGCCUCGGAGUCUAAGCCAAGUGCCGAGGCCAUAGGUGAUGCAAAGGAUGUGGACGAUGGAACAGUUGACAAACCGGAACAGGACCACCUUGAAGUUCCUGAUUCAACAACUGCUGGAGACUCUGAUGAUGAAUAUGCUAGUGGUCUUCUGUGAGAGUGACCAUUGUUCUUCUUGUAAUUAACUUUAAUGCAAUCAUUCCUAUUGUUAUUGUGGCCUUCACUCAAUAUUGGUUGCUGCAUACCCUGUCAGGAACCAACACAUCUGAACUGUUGAAUGUCAUGUAGCUGUGCACGAGAUUUUCCACCCUGCAUGGGUGUUCAGCAUGCUGCUUUUGUUAAUACUACCUUAAUGGCUUAAAAUUGAGUUAUUAGAUUGCCAUUGGCUGAAAAGCCUAUAUAUUGCCAUCAUUUGUGCCACUUAUAAGUACCACCUUGUGACAUGCUUGAUGUAGUCAUCUUGGCUUGGGAUGAGUGUUGCUACAUGCGACGUGUAUCACUGUGGCGAUCCAGGUCUGCUCUUAAAUGCGGUAGAUGCAUGUUCAUUAUUGGAUUCUGAAGCGCUUCAUGUGUUUUUUAAUAUAUUUUCUUUGGUUAUUGAGGCACACCAUCUCAUUAGUUAGAACCAUUGUUUUUUCUAAUGAUACAUUGUGAAAUUUUUAGAUCUUAUCACGGUGCUAAGGAUCAGUACUUUAUUUGAUGUUUGUGUAGUUUAUUCAAAUCUCAUUAUAUAAACGUGUUGCUAAGCGUGAUAGCAUCAUUACCUGGCUUCUGGACUGUUAUUCUGCUGACUAUCCAUACUUUAUAGGAUGUACUUUAAUUCUUGUAGAAAUUUGUUGCUUUAUGCAUUGUGUAACAUGUUUGUCAAAUGUGUAGUUAGUUAUCGAGGAGCUUGUGGACACGACUGUGUUUGUGAUUGGCUGGAAUAAAUAAAGUAUACAUAUGUCAUGGAAUUCAUUAUCAUCACACAGCAACACCAGUAGGCACAGAAAUGCAAUGAAAAUUUUAGAUUGACAAUUGCAUAGAUUUAUGUGUUGAGGCUUUUGAACUCUUAAUUACAUUGCUGAGAACAACCACUGUACUCUUAACCAUUUGAUUAGCAAGUAGAAUCUGAAGCAUUCCUCUUGUGUGCACUGUUUUAAUGUUCAUUUAUUGAUUCUCCAGCUAUUGUACGAGAUUGAGUAAAGUAGAAUGAAAGGCAACAUACGGUCAUCUGUUAGAGGUGAACAGAAAAUUUGCUUGUCACCAUGCUAGGGCUGUACUCUUGAGUGAUAACUUUUGAGGAUACAAUUGCUUUCAUGAGGUUUCGCUUGUCUCAGCACUGGAGGCAUCAGUAUCUACUGAUGGCAGUAUUCCUCAUGCACUGCCGGGAACCUUGUUGCUCGUAGAUGCCAAGUCCAGUGCCAAAGCAUGCAAAAGUCAUUUUAUCCCCGAUAGUGAUCAACCACUGUUUGUAUAAGUUAUCAAUUGACCCAUAACCUCUGCCAGCUGUGUUAUGCUAAAAAAAAAGUUCUCAGUCAGGGCUUAUCAACAAACACUCCAGUUUCCCAAAGUGUCGAUAAGUGUUAAAAGGGGUACUGACAAAAAAAAUUUUGGUUUGGAGUUUUUUUGCAGCAGUAUGUUGCUGGGGGCCUAUCAGUCAUAACUAGGGCUUAAUGUUUUUGGAUAAAUCCCAAAAAAUCCGAUAAACACCCACUGGUAAAAUUUUUGACAACUAAGAUUUAUCCGAUAAGCUCCAAUUUUAAAAGGGCAUUUUCAACAUGCAAAGGGCAUUUUCAAAGCUGACAAUCAUCAGUCGAAAGAAGCGCACCUCCAUCAGUGGCAGCAACCUCGUAAAGUAUGCUUGCGUCUAUUACAACAAACUUUAAGGUUUUAAUACGAACAAACGUAGGUGUUUUGUAUUCAAGUAUUUGUGCUUGUAUGUAUAUGUGUUUGUGUGUUCAAACCUUCCAGACAUCUAAAAUACACUUAGUGUGUUCACAUGUUUUAUCAUUUCAUCUAAGAUUUCGAAGCAUUGAGAAUAAUAAUAGUAGGUCCGUUAUUUUUCAUUAAGAAGAUAUGCGAGGCUGGGAUUAAAAGCUGAGAAGCAGCUUGACUAGCUCCUGCUCCUCCCAAAAGUACACUUUGGCGAGUUGACAGCAGUGCACAUCAACAGCCUUAUUAACAGGGUAAAUGAACAGGAAGUUAGAAAAAAUGAAAAGAUGGAAAAACAGGAUUAUCAGCAACAAUGCAAUACAUUUUCAUUGGAAAUAAAAUUAAUAAGACAUAGCAACAACUUAUAAUGCAAAAUUAAACACCAAGGAAUAAAUUCCGAUAAAUGCUGAAUUUCCUCCAAAAAAGUAAACUCCGAAGAACACCCUCCGAACUUCAAGAAAAAUAAACUCCGAAAACACAGAGCCCUAGUCAUAACAUGGCACAUCGCUGGCUUGGUUUGGGAGGGACACAAGCUGCCGGGUGCAACUAACGACAUCUAGCGUGCGAAACGGUACACAGAACUGUGACGCACUUUCAUACUGCCAGCAUAGUCUGCUGGCAUUCUUUUGCCUGCCCCAUGUGCUGUGCCGUCAUCAUCGUCAUUAUCAUUGACGUCUGGUGGUAACAAUUUUCUUGAGGCUUCCGCACUCUUUGCACGUUUACCGCGGGCAUGGACUUGUGAGCACUUUCCGAAUAGUAGCCUGCUGGCGCAAGCGCAAUGGUGACUGCGACGUCGUCAUACUAGAUGCGCCAGCUCCGAGCUCGGCCUCAGUGGUGACAUCUCGGGAGCUGGGGGGGUCACCUUCAGUUCACCUUAGUUGAUGUCAAUGUCACGAGCUGAGGCAUGUAGUGCUGGAUCGCCCACAUGAACUUCAAAUUCAUAUAAAUUACCUCCCAAGCUGUAUUCGGUGUUGAGAUUUGGUAGAUGAUGUACACAUGUUCACGGGAAUCGAUCCUCAACCGCAAAGCUUUGUGUCAUUACCUUGUUAAUUGGAACGUCAAUGCAUUUUUUCAACGUACCAAAUAUUGCAUAUCAGUGCUGUGGGAAUUGGCCGAGCAAACAUGAUGGAAAGGCAUUGCUCCCAUAGCGGACUAGGGCGAAUUUUUCUUAAGCUGCUAAACAUUCACCCACCUGUGUAGAUUUCUUUUGUAGCAUUGUGCUACUAUCAUGAGAGUGGUGGCUUUCUGCAGAAAUUACCUGCCAUAUUCAUUGUCUUGGUGCUUUAAGUUGCAGAUUAUUUAAUCUUUGCUUUCCAAUCUUCUUGCGUGCUGGUUAGCUCUCAUGGUAAUCAGCACUGACCUGAAAACUGAAAAGGAAGUGGUCCAAUGUUGAAAUCAGGCCAGGUCGAAUUUCUCUUCAGCUGGGAAGCUUGCCUUUGCUUUCUGAGAAACGUGUGUGGGUUUCCUCUGCAGCUUUGCGCUACUCUCAGGUGGAUGACAAUUGUUCCUGUUCAAGGAAAAGUGGUUCUAGGCACAGCAUUUUUGCUUAGUGGAUAUAACUUUGUUACUGCUGAGCUCCUAUUCUGUAGCCUGGACAUGUGCCCUAAAAUAAAUGUUCGCUUUAAAGGGGCCCUGCAACACUUUUUCAGCAUGGUCAGAAAACGCUGCCGAUCGGUAGUCUAGGCUCUCGAGAACACGCGAGCCAAACAUUAUAGCGCCGCACGCUGACUGAGAUUUACAAUAAAUUCUCAAAGUCAGCUAAAAAUCACUUCCUCUUCUCUCGACAAAUGAUGCUAUUGACUCAAAAUCGCUGCAUCACUGACUCAACUUCCACGCCAUUGGCCGAUUUGAACAUGGCGCGCUUGGUAGUUACUGCGGCUGCCGCGGGAGGCCAUCACUUGCCUGCACGCGCGAUCGCACUGAAAGUACACCGUGCGUUCGAAGAAAAAAAAGAAAAAGUGUUCAAGGUCACGAGGCAUUCAUGACAUACCUUCCCCCAUGCCAUCCCUCCGAGAGAAGAGACGAAGCAAUUGCAGCGUGCGACAAAUCUUUAACUCCAGUCGUACUGGACAGAUGCUAAAUAUUUUUGCGGUGGUCAAUUCGUGAGAAAAUAAGCUCCUUUAGUGAAGCCAUUCCGUGGCUACUUGGAAAAGUGUUGCAGGGCCCCUUUAAAUUAACGAAGGUUUGUUGAGCGAUAAUCACAUUGCAAUUUGUUGUGCAUUCCACCUCCUGAAGCAGUCCAAUUGGCGUGGCAGAAUUCCCUUGUACCACGGAACACAACUAUGGCAUGUACACUCCUUGUCUGUUCAGCAUGGUGAAGUAUAUGCACAGGAAACAAACAUACAAGAUUAUUUUAUCCCGAGACUGGUCUGUGCACUUUGUAACACAAUAUUUAAAUAGACCUGUGUGGUUGCUAGUUGAUGCUAUCAUAAACAUCUGAGUGAAAUAUCCACUUCCUAACCUUACGCGAGUAUUCCAAGCUUGCUUUCAGAAAGGACGCAUGGAGGAAGCAAAUUUAUUCUGAACGCUUCCUUCAUGUCCUCGUGAAAGGAAACCUUUCGUUACACAAGACAAGUAUUCCACACAUUGUGAACUCAAAGGUGUUCAUCAUAAGUGUUUUGCAAGGAUGUUUAUUCUGCAGCAAUAAAGUUUAUCUUUUAUGUUAAACACUUACAUAAAAAUGCAUAUGUCUUUUU